AUGGAUACGAAGGGAGUCCUAUCAUCACCAUCGCAGUCACAGAGUACUGCACAGUUGAAGUAUGUCCAAGAACUAGCAACUAGUGGAGAAGAACCGCCACCAAAAUAUUUCCAUAAAAAUGUUAAUGAUAAAGGGAAUCAGGUAACUACGGAUGAUUCGUUAUCAGUUCCGAUAAUUGAUAUUAGUCGUUUAACGUCCAACGCAUCCAUUGAAGAGAAAGAAGAAGAGAUGGGGAAGUUAAAGUCUGCUUUGAAUUCAUGGGGCAUGUUUCAGGCAGUAGGGCAUGGUAUUCCGCAAAAUUUACUCGAUGAUAUGUAUAAUAUUUCCAAGAAGUUCUUUGAUCUUCCUGUUGAAGAGAAGCAAAGGUACGCGCUAUCUAAAGACGAUGAAAUAUUUGACUUACAGGGAUUUGGGAGUGAUUCCAUGGGAGCAAAUAUUAAUGGUCAGGUUCUCGACUGGUCUGACCGUCUUCGCUACUGGCCUGGUGAUGAUUCUCCAUUGAAUUUCAGGAGAACAUUGGAUGAAUAUAGCGUUCAGGUGAGAUCAGUAUCAGAAAUCAUUUUAAAGGAAAUGGCAAAAUCAUUAGGAUUGGAAGACGAUGACUUCCUCAACCAGCUGGGUGAUCGACAGUAUGUGUACACAAGGUUUAGUUUCUAUCCUCCUUGUUCUAGACCAGAUCUUGUUUACGGAUUAAAAGCUCAUACAGAUGGAGGAGCAAUAACUUUUCUUCUGCAAGACCCUGAAGUAAGAGGUCUUCAAGUUCAUAAAUAUGAUCAGUGGGUUAGUGUUCCAUGCAUGCCUGGAGCUCUGCUUGUCAACAUUGGGGAUCUAUUGCAGAUAAUGAGUAAUGGAAUCUUCAAGAGCCCUUUACAUAGGGCAGUAACAAAUACAGAACGGACGAGAAUUUCUGUGGCUAUGUUUUAUUUACCACAUAUGGAUCAGGAAAUCGAACCCGUUGCCGCGUUGAUCGACGAGAGCAAUCCUAGAAAGUAUAGGAGGAUGAAGGCAAAAGACUUUCUUGAAGCUUUCUUCCAAACUUAUUUGCAAGGAGAGCGAGUGUAUGACUGGGCGAGCAUCUAGUUCUUCUACCACUUUUAUUAGUUCAUGAGCAAGAGCCAGCAAUGGGACACGGUUGCUAGCUCAAACAUUGAUUGUGUGAAAAAGAAAAAAAACAAUCGCUAAGGUGUCGACGAACUUCAAAUACAGGUAUAACAAUCUAUAGUUUAACACAAGUAAUCGGUUAUCAUAAAGUAAACAUCUUAAGAAACUCUGUA
Molecule: messenger RNA, 1274 nt
Organism: Papaver somniferum (opium poppy)
Lineage: Eukaryota; Viridiplantae; Streptophyta; Magnoliopsida; Ranunculales; Papaveraceae
Product: codeine O-demethylase-like
Exons: 3
Coding region: 1-1080 (359 amino acids)
Source: RefSeq, a predicted model, not a curated record